CUGUAUCCCAUUUGUUCAAGUUACCACCCACCACGUCAUCAUUGACUUUCCCAAGAAUCCCAACCACCUUUAGACAAUGCCUCUGUAGAUCCCAACCCCCAAAAUAACACGAAGAACCGAGGUCUGAAAGGUGAAACCGAAACCCCAAAGAUUUGCAUUGAAGAAGUUGUAAUGGGGACUGAGAAUACCUCAGGCGUAGAGAUUUCAGAGCCUUUGCUAAAUGAAGCUGAGAAGAUCAGCGACGUUGAAUGCGAGGAGAUAAUUCCAGGUUGGGAAGAUCAGAUCACGAUCAGAGGUUUGGUGGCGAGUGCUCUGUUGGGGACACUCUUCUGUAUAAUCACCCACAAGCUCAAUCUCACGGUCGGCAUUAUUCCUUCCCUAAAUGUCGCCGCUGGAUUGCUAGGCUUCUUCUUCGUCAAGUCCUGGACCAGCUUUUUAUCCAAAUUAGGGUUUUCGGUGCAGCCCUUCACCAGACAGGAAAACACUGUGAUUCAGACCUGCGUCGUCGCUUGUUAUGGCCUCGCUUUUAGCGGGGGGUUUGGUUCAUAUUUGCUUUCCAUGGACGAGAGAACAUACAAACUGAUUGGUGAGGAUUACCCUGGUAACCGGGCAGAAGACGUUAAGAACCCUGGCUUGUUGUGGAUGACUGGUUUCAUAUUUGUUGUUAGUUUCCUUGGCCUUUUUAGCCUUGUUCCGCUCCGUAAGGUUAUGGUCAUGGAUUAUAAGCUUACAUUCCCCAGUGGAACUGCCACAGCAAUGCUGAUCAAUAGUUUCCACACAAAUACUGGUGCUGAACUUGCAAGGAAACAAGUGAGUUCUCUUGGAAAGUAUUUGAGCAUUAGCUUUUUUUGGAGCUGCUUUAAGUGGUUCUUCAGUGGCAUUGGGGAUUCAUGCGGAUUUGACAAUUUUCCAAGUUUCGGCCUGACACUCUUCAAGAACACGUUCUAUUUUGACUUUAGUCCAACUUAUGUUGGAUGUGGUCUUAUUUGCCCUCAUAUAGUCAAUUGUUCUGUCCUUCUUGGAGCAAUCAUAUCAUGGGGUUUCCUGUGGCCCUUCAUUUCUCAACGUGCUGGGGAUUGGUAUCCAGCUGACCUUGGUAGCAAUGAUUUUAAAGGUCUCUACGGAUAUAAGGUCUUCAUAGCCAUUUCCCUUAUUCUUGGUGAUGGCCUUUACAAUUUGAUUAAGAUAAUAGGGAUAACUGUUAAGGAAAUUUGCAGCAACAGUACCAAACAAAAUAAUCUUCCAGUUGUAAAAGAUUGCCUAGAUAGUGAGAGUUCCAAAUUACAAUUAGAGCAGAGAAAACGAGAUGCUGUUUUCUUGAAAGACAGUAUACCUACCUGGUUUGCAGGUUGUGGAUACGUGGGCCUGGCUGCAAUAUCUACAAUUACAUUACCAAUGAUCUUUUCGCCGCUUAAGUGGUAUUUGGUCCUAUGCUCCUAUAUUAUGGCCCCCGCUCUUGCCUUCUGCAACUCUUAUGGAACCGGGCUCACAGACUGGAGUUUGGCCUCAACUUAUGGAAAAAUUGGUCUUUUCAUCCUUGCUUCAUUGGUUGGAAGCAAUGGUGGAGUUCUAGCUGGGUUGGCAGCUUGUGGGGUUAUGAUGUCCAUUGUGUCGACUGCGGCUGAUCUAAUGCAAGAUUUUAAGACAGGUUACCUCACUCUAUCAUCAGCCAAGUCCAUGUUUGUGAGCCAGUUAGUUGGAACAGCCAUGGGUUGUGUCAUUGCACCCCUCACUUUUUGGUUGUUUUGGAGUGCAUUUGAAGUUGGGUCCCCUGAUAGUCCGUAUAAAGCGCCAUAUGCUGUCAUCUACAGGGAGAUGGCCAUUCUCGGAGUUGAGGGCUUCUCUGAGCUGCCAAAGCAUUGCCUGGCCCUAUGUUGUGGGUUCUUUGUGGCAGCUCUGGCUGUAAACUUUCUGAGGGAUGUGACACCUACAAAAGUUUCCCAGUUUAUACCUAUUCCAAUGGCAAUGGCUGUACCAUUUUAUAUUGGAGCUUACUUUGCAAUUGACAUGUUUGUUGGGACUGUGAUAUUGUUCGUGUGGGAACGAAUUAAUAGGAAAGAUGCAGAAGAUUAUGCAGGGGCAGUUGCUUCAGGUUUAAUUUGUGGUGAUGGGAUCUGGACAAUACCGUCAGCAAUCCUAUCCAUUUUGAGGAUCGAUCCACCCAUCUGUAUGUACUUUAGGCCUUCUAUAAGUAGCUGAGCCGGCAAACUUGUGUGUUAAUUACUCGUUCUUCUGAAUUCCGAUGUUGUUGGGAUCUGUAAAUAUGCUCUAUACGAUUUAUCAUUGUACCAUAUUUGUGUGUAUCUCUGUCGAAAGGAAAUGGUGUCCGAGGUUUUCUUACCAUAUAGACAUUGACAUUCAGCCUCUCAACCAUUUGGCAUGGAACAGGGGGUAUAACUGCUGCUUUUGUACAACUUAUGCCACUUGUCUGGGUAUUUCUUUAGAUUUUU
This is a messenger RNA of Ilex paraguariensis (yerba mate), 2450 nucleotides long. Lineage: Eukaryota; Viridiplantae; Streptophyta; Magnoliopsida; Aquifoliales; Aquifoliaceae. The record is from the annotation of a GenBank genome assembly.